This is a messenger RNA of Trichechus manatus latirostris (Florida manatee), 2636 nucleotides long. It is a transcript of the gene TARS1, whose product is annotated as threonyl-tRNA synthetase 1. Gene Ontology annotation, biological process: threonyl-tRNA aminoacylation. The record is from RefSeq and is a predicted model, not a curated record. Gene Ontology annotation, molecular function: threonine-tRNA ligase activity; ATP binding. Gene Ontology annotation, cellular component: cytoplasm. Lineage: Eukaryota; Metazoa; Chordata; Mammalia; Sirenia; Trichechidae. The transcript is spliced from 19 exons. The coding region runs from base 82 to 2253 and encodes 723 amino acids.
GGGUCCACCUCUCACGGGCCUCCGCCCUCGUCCGUUUGAGACCAUCGCUUUUGGGUUCCGUCUUCGCUUCGUAGCUUACCGAUGUCUGAGGAGAAAGCUAGUGAUCCUGCCGGGAAGAUGGGAGGCAAAGAGAAGCCGGUAGGUGCUGGUGAGGAGAAGCGAAAGGAAGGAGGCAAGAAGAAGAAUAAAGAAGGAUCUGGGGAUGGAGGUCGAACAGAGUUAAAUCCUUGGCCUGAAUAUAUUAACAUACGUCUUGAGAUGUAUAAUAAACUAAAAGCAGAACAUGAUUCCAUUCUGGCAGAAAAAGCAGAAAAAGAUAGCAAACCAAUUAAAGUCACUCUACCUGAUGGUAAACAAGUUGAUGCGGAGUCUUGGAAAACUACACCAUAUCAUAUUGCUUGUGGAAUUAGUCAAGGCCUGGCUGAUAACACUGUUAUUGCUAAAGUGAAUAAAGUUGUUUGGGACCUAGACCGCCCUCUGGAAGAAGAUUGUACCUUGGAGCUUCUCAAAUUUGAGGAUGAGGAAGCUCAAGCAGUAUAUUGGCACUCAAGUGCUCACAUAAUGGGUGAAGCCAUGGAAAGAGUCUAUGGUGGAUGUUUGUGUUAUGGUCCACCCAUAGAAAAUGGAUUCUAUUAUGACAUGUACCUUGAAGAAGGAGGUGUGUCCAGCAAUGAUUUUACUUCUUUGGAGACUUUAUGUAAGAAAAUCAUUAAGGAAAAACAAGCUUUUGAAAGACUGGAAGUUAAGAAAGAAACUUUACUGGAAAUGUUUAAGUAUAACAAAUUCAAAUGCCGGAUAUUGAAUGAAAAAGUGAAUACUCCAACUACCACAGUCUAUAGGUGUGGCCCUUUGAUAGAUCUCUGCCGGGGUCCUCAUGUCAGACACACUGGCAAAAUUAAGACUUUAAAAAUACACAAAAAUUCUUCCACAUAUUGGGAAGGCAAAGCAGAUAUGGAAACUCUCCAGAGAAUUUAUGGCAUUUCAUUCCCAGAUCCUAAAAUGUUGAAAGAGUGGGAGAAGUUCCAAGAAGAAGCUAAAAACCGAGAUCAUAGGAAAAUUGGGAGGGAUCAAGAACUAUAUUUCUUCCAUGAACUCAGCCCUGGAAGUUGCUUUUUCCUGCCAAAGGGAGCCUACAUUUAUAAUACACUUAUUGAAUUUAUCAGGAGUGAAUAUAGAAAACGAGGAUUCCAGGAGGUAGUCACCCCAAACAUUUACAACAGCCGACUCUGGAUGACCUCGGGCCACUGGCAGCACUACAGCGAGAACAUGUUCUCCUUUGAGGUGGAGAAGGAGCUAUUUGCUCUAAAACCCAUGAACUGCCCUGGACACUGCCUUAUGUUUGAUCAUCGGCCAAGAUCCUGGAGAGAGUUGCCUCUCCGGAUAGCCGAUUUUGGGGUACUUCAUAGGAAUGAGCUGUCAGGAGCACUCACAGGACUCACUCGAGUGCGAAGAUUCCAGCAAGAUGAUGCUCACAUAUUCUGUGCCAUGGAGCAGAUUGAGGCUGAAAUAAAAGGUUGUUUGGAUUUUCUACAUACCGUGUAUAGUGUAUUUGGAUUUACUUUUAAACUGAACCUUUCUACUCGCCCAGAAAAAUUCCUUGGAGAUAUUGAAGUAUGGAAUCAAGCUGAGAAGCAACUGGAAAAUAGCCUGAAUGAAUUUGGUGAAAAGUGGGAGUUAAACCCUGGAGAUGGAGCUUUCUAUGGUCCAAAGAUCGACAUACAGAUUAAAGAUGCAAUUGGUCGAUACCACCAGUGUGCAACGAUCCAGCUGGAUUUUCAGUUGCCCAUCAGAUUUAAUCUUACUUUUGUAAGCCAUGAUGGUGAUGAUAAGAAAAGACCAGUGAUUGUUCAUCGAGCCAUCUUGGGGUCAGUGGAAAGAAUGAUUGCUAUUCUCACUGAAAACUAUGGAGGCAAAUGGCCCUUCUGGCUGUCUCCUCACCAGGUAAUGGUAGUUCCUGUGGGACCCAUGUGUGAUGAGUACGCUCAAAAGGUACGGCAACAAUUCCAUGAUGCUAAAUUCAUGACUGAUGUUGAUCUGGAUCCAGGCUGUACACUGAAUAAGAAGAUCAGAAAUGCCCAAUUGGCUCAGUAUAACUUCAUUCUAGUUGUUGGUGAAAAAGAGAAAACCAGUGGCACCGUGAACAUCCGCACAAGAGAUAAUAAGGUCCAUGGAGAGCGUACUGUUUCUGAAACCAUCGAGCGGUUGCAGCAGCUCAAGCAGUCCCGCAGCAAACAGGCAGAGGAGGAAUUCUAAUGAAGAACUUCUCCCCAGUGGGAUCAGUGGACAGUGAUGAGCAGCGUUUCCCUAACAUUCAGUUUGUAUUCCAGAGAACAUCCAUUCAUGCUGAACUGGGAACACUUUGAUAGCGUCUGUGUAGCUAAGCGUAGGAUAAAUCUUUUUUGACAGAGAGGUUUUGGACAAUAUGUAUUUGAAGGAGUUAAUCAAGAGAGACUCAUUAAGAUGAUUUCAUUCAUUAAGUGUCUGAGCAUUGGAAAUAAAGCAUGAGGAAUGCUUUGGUGUGGUGUGGGAGAACUUUUUGUAAAUUUAAUGCAUAUAAUAAAAUUGGAAUUUGAUUAAAGUAACAGAGAUUAGAAUUGGAUUAUGGCAAAAAAAAAUAAAAAUUUUUAUUCACAUAA